This is a messenger RNA of Zea mays, 1085 nucleotides long. RefSeq lists its product as uncharacterized. The coding region runs from base 9 to 1085 and encodes 358 amino acids. The transcript has 2 exons. NCBI's taxonomy places the organism in Eukaryota, Viridiplantae, Streptophyta, Magnoliopsida, Poales, Poaceae. The record is from RefSeq and is a predicted model, not a curated record.
UUAUCAGCAUGUAUGCUCCUCAAAUAAGCCUUAAUGAGAACUCAAAGAGGGAGUUCUGGGAAGGCUUGGAGGACAUGGUUAGUAGUGUGUCAGUUGGCGAGAAGCUUUUCAUAGGAGGAGAUCUCAAUGGCCAUGUGGGUACAUCUAGCACCAAUUUCGAGGGUGUGCAUGGAGGCUUCAGCUUUGGGACUAGGAAUCAAGGAGAGGAAAUCCUGAACUUUGCCCUAGCCUAUGACAUGUUUAUAGCAAACACUUUCUUUAGGAAGAGGAAAUCCCACCUAGUGACCUUCAGUAGUGGCCAACACACUAGCCAGAUUGAUUUCGUCCUCUUGAGAAAAGAGGACAGGCAUGCCUGCUUAGAUUGCAAGGUUAUACCUGGAGAGUGUGUAGUAACCCAACAUAAGCUUAUUGUAGCUAACUUCCGUUUUAAGAUUCGUUUACAACGGAAUAAGCAUAACAAGGUCACUAGAACAAAGUGGUGGAAGCUUAAAGGGGAUGUGGCCCAAACUUUCAAGGAGAGAGUUAUCGAGGAGGGCCCUUGGGCAGAAGAGGGAGACACAAACAUCAUGUGGAGGAAGAUGGCGACAUGCAUCCGAAAGAUAGCUUCAGAAGAGUUUGGGUUGAGUCAAGGAAACAGAAGGGAAGUUAAAGACACUUGGUGGUGGAACGAAGAUGUCCAAAAGGCUAUCAAGGAGAAGAAAGAUUGCUACAAACGCUUACAUCAUGACAAGUGUGCAGACAACAUAGAGAAGUACAGGAUAGUGAAGAAGUCUGCAAAGCGAGCGGUUAGUAGUGCUCGGGGUCAAGCCUAUGACGACCUUUAUCAACGGUUGGACACUAAGCAGGGAGAAAAGGAUAUCUAUAGGAUGGCCAAGAUUCGUGAAAGGAAGACAAGGGAUGUCAACCAAGUCAAAUGCAUUAAGGAUGAAGCAAACCAACUAUUAGUGAAGAAUGAAGAGAUCAAGAACAGAUGGAAGGAGUACUUCAACAAAUUGUUCAAUGGAGGGAAUGAGAGUUCUACAAUAGAAUUGGACGAACCAUUCGAUGACAACAACAGGGGUUUUGUUCAAAGGAUACAAGAAUGA